Molecule: messenger RNA, 1104 nt
Organism: Neoarthrinium moseri
Lineage: Eukaryota; Fungi; Ascomycota; Sordariomycetes; Amphisphaeriales; Apiosporaceae
Exons: 5
Coding region: 1-1104 (367 amino acids)
Biological process (GO): L-leucine biosynthetic process
Cellular component (GO): cytosol
Molecular function (GO): NAD binding; magnesium ion binding; 3-isopropylmalate dehydrogenase activity
Source: RefSeq, a predicted model, not a curated record
AUGGCAUCGCACAACAUUGUCGUCUUCGCGGGAGACCACUGCGGCCCCGAGGUCGUGGCCGAGGCUGUCAAGGUCCUCAAGACGAUCGAGACGCACAGCUCGGACGCUGUAAAGUUCAACCUCCAGGAGCAUCUUCUGGGCGGAUGCUCGAUCGAUGCCUCCGGUAGCCCCCUGACCGACGAGGCCCUCACCGCCGCCAAGAAUGCCGACGCCGUGCUCCUGGGCGCCAUCGGCGGUCCCAAAUGGGGCACCGGCGCCGUGCGGCCCGAGCAGGGCCUGCUGAAGCUGCGCAAGGAGAUGGGCACGUACGGCAACCUGCGGCCGUGCAGCUUCGCGUCCGAGGCGCUGGUCGAGUACUCGCCGCUCAAGGCCGAGGUCUGCCGCGGCACCGACUUCACCAUCAUCCGCGAGCUCACGGGCGGCAUCUACUUCGGCGACCGCCGCGAGGACAACGGCGACGGCUACGCCAUGGACACGGAGCCCUACAGCCGCGCCGAGGUCGAGCGCAUCACGCGCCUCGCCGCCAACCUGGCCCUCGCCCGCGACCCGCCCGCCAAGGUCUGGAGUCUCGACAAGGCCAACGUCCUGGCCACCAGCCGCCUGUGGCGCAAGGUUGUCUCCGAGGUCAUGGCCAACGAGUACCCCCAGCUCGAGCUCGAGCACCAGCUCAUCGACAGCGCCGCCAUGAUCAUGGUCAAGAACCCGCGUGGCCUCAAUGGCGUCGUCGUCACCAGCAACCUGUUUGGCGACAUCAUCAGCGACGAGGCCAGCGUCAUCCCCGGCAGCAUCGGUCUUCUGCCCAGCGCCAGUCUCAGCGGCAUCCCCGACGGCAAGAGCAGGUGCAACGGUAUCUACGAGCCUAUCCACGGCUCCGCCCCUGAUAUCUCGGGCAAGGGCAUCGUCAACCCCAUCGGCACGAUCCUGUCGUUGGCCAUGAUGUGCCGCUACUCGCUGCGGUUACCCAAGGAGGCCACGGCCAUCGAGGAGGCCGUGAGGAGAGUCAUCGACAACGGCGUCAGAACGAAGGACCUCGGGGGCUCGACGGGCACCGCGGAGAUGGGCGAUGCUAUUGUUGCGGAGUUGGUCAAGGUUCUCAAGGGUUGA